AUGAGUAAAUACGGCGUCAUGGUCAUGGGCCCAGCAGGGGCGGGCAAGUCCACCUUCUGCUCAGCCCUCAUAACACACCUCCAACUCAACCGCCGCUCCUGCUUCUACGUCAACCUCGACCCGGCUGCCGAGUCCUUUGACCACCAGCCCGACCUGGACAUCAAGGACCUGAUCUCGCUCGAGGACGUCAUGGAGGAGAUGGGCCUGGGCCCCAACGGCGGGCUGGUCUACUGCUUCGAGUUCCUCAUGGACAACCUCGACUUCCUGACCGAGGCCCUCGACGGCCUGACCGAGGACUACCUGAUCAUCAUCGACAUGCCCGGCCAGAUCGAGCUGUACACCCAUAUCCCCAUCCUGCCCGCCCUCGUGCGCUUCCUCAGCCAGCCCGGCGCCCUCGACAUCCGCCUGUGCGCCGCCUACCUGCUCGAGGCCACCUUCGUCGUCGACCGCGCAAAGUUCUUCUCCGGCACCCUCAGCGCCAUGAGCGCAAUGAUCCUGCUCGAGAUCCCCCACCUCAACAUCCUGUCCAAGAUGGACCUGGUCAAGGGCCAGGUGCGCAAGCGCGACAUCAAGAGGUUCAUCACCCCGGACGCCACCCUGCUGGACGACGACCCCGCCGAGCAGGUCCGCCGCAACACCCUAGGCGCCGGGGAAGCCGAGGAGGGAGAGGCAGAAGCAGAAGAAGACGAACAUGCCGACCCGGCCGAGAGGGGCGCCGUCAUGCGCGGCACGAGCUUCAAGAGGCUGAACCGCGCCGUCGCGAACCUCAUCGACAGCUUCAGCAUGGUCAACUACCUCAAGCUCGACUCGUCGGACGAGGAAAGCGUCGGCGCCAUCCUUAGCUACAUCGACGACGUCAUACAGUACCACGAGGCGCAGGAGCCCAAGGAGCUGAAGGACGAGGAGCUCGAGGAUGAGCCCGAGGAGUAG
Diaporthe citri is the source of this 930-nucleotide messenger RNA. RefSeq lists its product as uncharacterized. The transcript has 2 exons. NCBI's taxonomy places the organism in Eukaryota, Fungi, Ascomycota, Sordariomycetes, Diaporthales, Diaporthaceae. Bases 1 to 930 code for a protein of 309 amino acids. The record is from RefSeq and is a predicted model, not a curated record. Gene Ontology annotation, molecular function: ATP hydrolysis activity; GTPase activity.